Messenger RNA from Monoraphidium neglectum, 693 nucleotides. Its product is annotated as Qb+c-SNARE protein, SNAP25-family. Gene Ontology annotation, molecular function: SNAP receptor activity. The record is from RefSeq and is a predicted model, not a curated record. NCBI's taxonomy places the organism in Eukaryota, Viridiplantae, Chlorophyta, Chlorophyceae, Sphaeropleales, Selenastraceae. The transcript is spliced from 4 exons. Gene Ontology annotation, cellular component: plasma membrane; SNARE complex. Bases 1 to 693 code for a protein of 230 amino acids.
AUGGAUGGCCGGCAAAUCUUGAACCACGCGGUGGACCAGCACAAGGAGACGACCGCGGCGGCGAAGCGCGCGCUGCGGGUUGUCGAGCAGACCAAGGAGCUGCAGGCCUCCACCAUGGGAGCGCUGCAGGACCAGGGGCAGCAGAUACGCCGCAUCGGCCAUGGCAUGGACAAGAUUGGGACCGACCUGACCUACAGCCAGCGCAUCCUGCGCUACAUGCGCAUGUGCUGCUGCGUCGGGUUCUUCUGCUCCAGCUGCACCGAGCCGGACAGGGAGAAUGCUGACAACAACUGGCGCAGCGGCGGCGUCCCCCGCCCCCCGCCGCCGCCCUCGCACGCUGCGGCCGCCGCCGCCGCCGGCGACGGCGAUAAGAAGGCAAUCAAGCGCCCCAAGAAGGGCGGCGCGGGCGGCGCCGGCGCCGGCGCGCCGCCGCCGCAGUUUGCGCCCGUGGGGACGGCGGGGCUGGCGGAGGCCGGGUAUGGCGAGCAGGCGGGCGUCAUACAGAAGGAGACGGCAAAGCAGGACGAGUACUUGGACCAGAUCGCGUCGGGGCUGGACCAGCUCAAGCAUGGCGCCAUGGCGAUGCGGGACGAAAUCCACCGGCAAGACCACACCGUGGACCGCCUGCACGCCGACGCGCACGUGCUGCACGGGCGGCUGACCGCGGUCAACCGGGAGGGCUUCAAGAUCUGA